Messenger RNA from Pongo pygmaeus (Bornean orangutan), 2554 nucleotides. RefSeq names its product YJU2 splicing factor homolog B (gene YJU2B). The record is from RefSeq and is a predicted model, not a curated record. The coding region runs from base 1144 to 2334 and encodes 396 amino acids. Gene Ontology annotation, biological process: mRNA splicing, via spliceosome. Gene Ontology annotation, cellular component: U2-type spliceosomal complex; post-mRNA release spliceosomal complex. NCBI's taxonomy places the organism in Eukaryota, Metazoa, Chordata, Mammalia, Primates, Hominidae. The transcript has 10 exons.
AGGUAAGUGCCGGCGGGCGGAUGAGCGGGGAGGGCUGGGGGUCCGGCAGCCGCCUCACCCUGGCCUCGGAGCCGCCUGGCGUGCCCCUCCGCGUCGGGGGACGCGGAGCUGAGGACCCGAUUUAGAUGCCCGGAGCCGGCCCAGGUCCCAGUCAGGACCAAAGUCCCUGAGGCCCCAGCUGAGACUCCUGACCCAAGUGCCCGGGAGCCUGCCCCAUCCUAGCCCGGAUCCAUAUUAUGCCUGAAGGGCCCUGGGUUUUUGCAUCGGGAAAAUGGGACCAAUAAGUCCCUACCUCACCAGGGUUUUUAAAAAUGAUUCUUGUAAAACCGUGAGCAGGAGAAAUGACUAAACUGCCAACGUUUAACUCGGCGUCAGGCGCUGUCCUGAAUGCCUUAACCAGCCAUUUUUACACAUAAGGAAAAUGAGGCUUAGAGAGAGAAAACAAUUUGCCCCAAGUCAAGCAGAUAGGGAGCAGCAGGGUGGAGCUCCGAGUCCAAGCUGUAAGCCCACAGGGUCGGUAAUUACUUUUGCACCAAGGACCGGCGAUAUCUACACGCCCACCCGAUAACCCCGUCUGCCAUUUACUGGGGUAACAAAACCAUCUUAAGACACACACACCCUCAAGCUCCUGUAAACGGAGUAUUUGCUCUUUGCAGGCUCUUCCCGUGUGUUAGUUGAUUCACAGCAUCCCCAGAAAGUCAGUCUUGUCAUGAUUCGCCCUUUACCGAUGACAAAAUACAAGCCCAGGGAAACGCAGUCACUGACCAAGGUCACCCAGCUGAUGAGGAGUGGAGCUGGCAUUCAAGCCCAGGAAGCCGUGUCCCCUAACGCCUCAAGGGGCACUUAGCUAUUUUGUUGGCAAAAGUAUUUUUAGGUUGGAACGGACCUUGGAAUAAUCCAAUCUAGGGGGCACACUUUAUAGUUGGAGGAUCCAAGACUAAGACACGCCGCUUUUUGGAUGCCUCCUACGCCUGGCGGGAGUCUUGUCUGAGCUGGCACCACCACACGGCCCACGACAUCUUCGCAGAGAAGCCUGUGGACCCUCUGCCAGGCUCCGCAAGAGGUCAGGACAGGGCAGUGUGUUCACAAGGCCAGUUUCUGAUCGUCCGCCUUGAGGGUGAGGACCAGUAGGCAGCUUCCAAGAUGGGUGAAAGGAAAGGGGUCAACAAGUACUAUCCUCCAGACUUCAACCCUGAGAAGCAUGGCUCUCUCAACCGAUACCACAACAGCCACCCGCUUCGGGAGCGGGCUCGGAAGCUGUCACAGGGCAUCCUCAUCAUCCGAUUCGAAAUGCCGUAUAACAUCUGGUGCGAUGGCUGCAAGAACCACAUCGGCAUGGGUGUUCGUUACAACGCAGAAAAGAAGAAGGUGGGCAAUUACUACACAACCCCGAUCUACAGGUUCCGGAUGAAAUGCCACCUCUGUGUCAACUACAUCGAGAUGCAGACGGACCCCGCCAACUGCGACUACGUGAUCGUGAGUGGCGCCCAGCGCAAGGAGGAGCGCUGGGACAUGGCGGACAAUGAGCAGGUGCUGACCACAGAGCAUGAGAAGAAGCAGAAGCUGGAGACGGACGCCAUGUUCCGGCUGGAGCACGGCGAGGCCGACCGCAGCACACUCAAGAAGGCACUGCCCACCCUGAGCCACAUCCAGGAGGCCCAGAGCGCCUGGAAGGACGACUUCGCCCUCAACAGCAUGCUGCGGAGAAGGUUCCGGGAAAAGAAAAAAGCCAUCCAGGAGGAGGAGGAGAGAGACCAGGCCUUGCAGGCCAAGGCGAGCCUGACUAUCCCACUGGUGCCCGAGACGGAAGAUGACCGCAAGCUGGCGGCUCUGCUGAAGUUCCACACCCUGGACUCCUACGAGGACAAGCAGAAACUCAAGCGGACCGAGAUCAUCAGCCGCUCCUGGUUCCCCUCCGUCCCCGGAUCCGCCUCCAGCAGCAAGGCCAGCGGCGUCCUGAAGAAGCUGGCACAGAGCCGCAGAACCGCACUUGCCACCUCCCCCAUCACCGUGGGGGACCUGGGCAUCGUGCGGCGGAGGUCUCGGGACAUCCCGGAGAGCCCCCAGCAUGCGGCCGACACCCCCAAAUCUAGGGAACCGCGGGUACCAGAGGAGGCUACCCAGGACCGGCCCAUGUCCCCCGGAGACUGUCCUCCGGAAACAGCUGAGACCCCCAAGUGCAGCAGGCCGAGGGGGCAGGAAGGGAGCCGUCAGGACAAGCCCCUGUCACCAGCAGGCUCCUCCCAAGAGGCAGCUGACACCCCCGACACGCGGCACCCCUGCAGUCUCGGCUCCUCCCUUGUAGCGGACUACUCCGACUCGGAGAGUGAGUGAGCGAUCCCCAUCCUGGAGACUGGACCCACUCCAGAGGCCCGGACACACCCAGGAGGCCCCUUACAGACUGCAGACCCCCGCUCGCCCACCGGCCCUGGGAGAGCUCAGAUGCCGCGUCCUCCCCAGACCUCGCCUUCCUGCAACCGUGGAGUUAUUUAUUUGGUCCUGGUGAGGGUGUUUGUGCCUUGUGAGACUCUGUACAUUAAAGACCUGUCUCUUC